UAAUUACUCGCUUGUUCAGCAGACACGACACCGACGUAAACAACUCAACUCGCAAACGUCGUCACUGUCACUAUGUUUUCAAGUCCCGCGCGUGUGAAAUUAACAAUAUUUUAAUAACUUUUGAACUGUAGGUACACGUGUCGAUUAAAUAUUAUUUUACGGUCCAACUGAUCAUAUAGUCAUUUUAUAUUAUAAUAAGUAGAACUAAAUAUGGAAUCUUGGAAAAAAGUAUGCAUAAUAGUUUCAGUGUAUGUCAUACUUCGAGAAUUCCGUCCAAUAGAUCCUUUUAUUAUUAAGUAUCUCACGUUUCUUCCAAAAAAAUACACUAUUAAAACAAUUAGAGAAGAGGUUUAUCCAGUGAGUAGUUACGUUAGCGUGUUAUUCAUAGUAAUCAUAUUCCUCGUUACCGAUUAUCUACAAUACAAACCAAUAAUAAUUUUAAAUGGAUUAUCUGGUAUAAUGUCUUACAGUUUACUAUUAGGAUCUCCAACAAUAAGUUUGUUGAAAUCAAGUCAAAUAUUUUUAAUGCUUUUUAGAGCAGCUGAAGUUUCAUAUUAUACAUAUAUGUUUGCAAAAAUUAAAAACAAAGAUCAGUAUCAGAUUGCUAUUAGUAUAGUAAAAACUUCAAUUAUGAUUGGAAAAUGUAGUUGUGGUAUAAUAUCACAAGUUCUUAUAUCAUAUAAUAUUGUGAACUAUGUAUAUUUACUUUAUUUAAGCAUACUUGGUAUGAUUUUAACUACGAUCUGGUCAUUAUUUAUGCCACCAAUUAAGUUUAGUUUAUAUUUUUAUAAAGAACAAGAAUCCGUUUUGGAUGUAUUUGUAAGUGAUAAUGAAAAAAUUAUUCAAACAAAAAUCAAUGAAACUACUAAUGUGAAUCUAGAUAAAAAUAAUAUAAAAAAAUACUUUUUAAAAAUGGAAUGCUCUGAAGUUGUUCAAAAGCUAUGGGAUGAUUUUAAUGUAGCAUAUACGGAUGAAAACGUAUUUAGGUGGUCAGUUUGGUGGUCGUUGUCACUUAGUGGUUAUGUAUUGGUUUCCCAUUAUAUCCAACUUCAUUGGGAAGAAAUUGAAACGCAUAGUGAACAAAAUUCUUUAAACGGUGCAGUUGAAUCAUUAGCCACACUAUUAAGCGCUGUUGCUAUAUAUGCGAUUGGAAGAGUUAAUGGAGAUUGGGACAAGUAUGGAUACAUUAUAAUGGCAAUGGUAGCCAUGGUACUUGGAGUCAUAUUAUAUUUUCUUUCUAUUACUAAAUCUUUAACAAAGUCGUAUGCAUACUAUAUAAUAUUCUGUUGCGCAUAUCAGGCUAUGGCAACAAUAUCAAGUGCAGAAGUUGCCAAAUUGUUGAAAAGGAAUUGUUAUGCUUUAAUAUUUGGAUUUAACAAAUUUAUUGCGUAUGUUUUAAUUAUUAUAUUCACCGUUAUCGUCGUUGAAGAUAAAUUAUUUUCUUUCGACAUUUGUCAACAGUUUUUGAUCUACAGUGUGUAUUUUAUGUUCUUGGGAUGUCUGUUUUUAUUAAUGUCUUUCAUGUCAUUCAGGAGACUAUGAAAAAAAAUGAACCAUUGUCGUGACGUUUUUAUACUUCUACAAAUAUAGCGAAUACUACUAUUAUAAAUGUAUUCUACAUACAAUUUCUAAAAUUCAUGAAAUUAUUUUUCAACAUAUCAUCAUCAAAUCUAUAAACCAUUAAGUUAAUAAUACAUGAUAUACCUAUAUGGCUAUGUCUUAUGUGUGAAAUUAUCCGUGAUGACAAUUGGAGAUCAAAUAUUGGAAUAAUUAAAAUAUUUAUUUACCGUAGAUACCUAAGGGUAUGAAAAAUUUUAUUUUUAUUUUUCUAAAAUGUUCAACUAAAUCUAACAAUUUUUAAGAUUAUUUAAAGGUAACUAUAUUUUUAGUUAAUAUACUCUUAUAUUAUUUUUA
Molecule: messenger RNA, 1914 nt
Organism: Rhopalosiphum padi (bird cherry-oat aphid)
Lineage: Eukaryota; Metazoa; Arthropoda; Insecta; Hemiptera; Aphididae
Product: thiamine transporter 2-like
Exons: 11
Coding region: 211-1542 (443 amino acids)
Biological process (GO): transmembrane transport; vitamin transport
Cellular component (GO): plasma membrane
Molecular function (GO): vitamin transmembrane transporter activity
Source: RefSeq, a predicted model, not a curated record